Brienomyrus brachyistius is the source of this 1602-nucleotide messenger RNA. It is a transcript of the gene tent5ba, whose product is annotated as terminal nucleotidyltransferase 5ba. Gene Ontology annotation, molecular function: poly(A) RNA polymerase activity; RNA binding. Bases 369 to 1550 code for a protein of 393 amino acids. NCBI's taxonomy places the organism in Eukaryota, Metazoa, Chordata, Actinopteri, Osteoglossiformes, Mormyridae. The transcript has 2 exons. Gene Ontology annotation, biological process: mRNA stabilization. The record is from RefSeq and is a predicted model, not a curated record.
UAACGCCGAUACUUACUUAGCGAUGUCCUUUAAUAAUUCAUAACCACAGUGCGCAGCCAAUCAGACCGCGUCUAUGUUAAUCCUCGCACUUUUAAAGCCGUUUGUACCCUAUGUGCUAGCAUACUGUAUGAAACGUGUUUUAGUGGAGGGGAAGCUUGUGUAUUGGAAAUAGUCAAGCGUGCGGAGGUUAAUACACCUUAGCUAGGACAGAGAAUCGCCAGCGAUUUAUUAUUUAAAGCACUGAGUCAGAUCUGUAACUAACAUUUUCCUGUGUUUCGGUAGCUUGUUAAUUCUGAGAUUGUGACUCCUCGACGAGAAUAAACGGCGUAAAUAAGCUUUACUGCGCUUUGGCUGGGUGUCACAUCGCCAUGUCCUCCGGUGAUGCGUCGGAGCAGGGUCGGCGAUUCUGUGUACUGUCCUGGGAGCAGGUGCAGCGCUUGGACUCGAUCCUUGGGGAAACCGUCCCCAUACAUGGGCGCGGAAACUUCCCCACACUCUCAGUGCAACCGAGGCAAAUUGUGCAGGUGGUCCGGGCACGCCUGGAGGAGAAGGGCAUGGUGGUCCGGGACGUAAAACUCAAUGGGUCAGCGGCCAGCCACGUUCUCCACCAGGACACAGGCCUUGGCUACAAAGAUCUAGACCUGAUCUUCGGCCUGAGGCUGGCUGACGACCGGGCCUUCCGUCUGGUGAAGGACGUGGUGCUGGACUGCCUGCUGGACUUCCUGCCGGCCGGUGUCAACAAGGAGCGCCUCACGCCUCUAACUCUGAAGGAGGCCUACGUGCAGAAGCUGGUGAAGGUGUGCAACGACACCGACCGCUGGAGCCUCAUCUCGCUCUCCAACAAUACGGGCAAGAACGUGGAGCUCAAGUUCGUGGACUCACUGCGGCGACAGUUCGAGUUCAGCGUGGACUCCUUUCAGAUCGCCUUGGAUUCGCUGCUGCUCUUCGACCGCUGUUCCGAGACGCCCAUGUCGGAGAGCUUCCACCCCACCGUGCUGGGUGAGAGCAUGUACGGUGACUUUCAGGAGGCCCUGAGCCACCUGCACAACAGGACCAUUGCCACGCGUAGCCCCGAGGAGAUCCGGGGUGGUGGCCUGCUGAAAUACUGCCACCUGUUGGUGAGGGGCUUCCGGGCGGCCUCUGAGGCAGAGAUGAAAUCGCUGCAGCGAUACAUGUGCUCGCGCUUCUUCAUCGACUUCCCCGACAUCGGCGAGCAGCAACGGAAGCUGGAGGCCUACCUGCAGAGCCACUUCGCAGGCAUGGAGCACAAGCGCUAUGAAUGCCUGGUGACGCUGCACCGCGUGGUCAACGAGAGCACGGUGUGCCUGAUGGGUCAUGAGCGGCGGCAGACGCUGGGCCUGAUCUCAGCACUGGCGCUGCGGGCGCUGGCCGAGCAGAACGUUAUCCCCACUGUCACCAACGUCACCUGCUACUACCAGCCGGCGCCAUACGUGCGGGACGUCAACUUCAACAACUACUACGUUGCCCGCGUGCAACCGCUGGUGGCCUCCUGCAAUAACUCAUACCAGACCUGGCUGCCCUGCAACUGACCCGGCGAGGCAGACUGACUGCUGGGAUAGGCGACAUGUGACAUCGUGGUGG